GUUUUCAUUAGAUAUAAUCCAGAAAUUUGCACUUUGAGAGGUGAUGAAGCUCUUUCUUUCUGUCUCGUUUGGAAAAAUGAAUGUCAAAACCACACUCCUUGAACCCUAGCUCCCACUUUCUCGAGAAAAUUCCACCUGCACAUUCCCAGGAAAGGCAUAAAAAAUGCCGUCACUAAUCUCCCAGGGCAAAAUCCACCGCUUAGAGCUGGAAAACUUCAAGUCCUACAAGGGAUUCCAGACCAUCGGUCCAUUCUAUGACUUCACGGCGAUUAUUGGUCCAAACGGCGCGGGAAAGUCCAAUCUCAUGGACGCCAUAAGCUUUGUUCUCGGUGUUCGUACGGGCCAGCUUCGCGGAGCACAAUUGAAGGACUUGAUCUACGCCUUUGACGACAAAGAGAAGGAACAAAAGGGUCGAAGGGCUUUUGUGAGGCUUGUGUACCAGCUGGGUAAUGGGUCGGAGCUCCAAUUCACACGGGCCAUCACCAGUUCCGGCGGCAGUGAGUACCGAAUCGAUGGAAAAAUGGUUUCGUGGGAUGAGUAUAAUGGGAAACUGAAGUCGCUGGGGAUUCUCGUCAAAGCGCGGAAUUUUCUUGUUUUUCAGGGUGAUGUGGAGUCAAUUGCAUCUAAAAAUCCCAAAGAACUUACAGGACUUCUUGAGCAGAUCUCUGGGUCUGAGGAUCUCAAGAAAGAUUAUGAGGAUCUUGAAGAGCAAAAGGCCAGGGCUGAAGAAAAGUCAGCACUUGUUUAUCAGAAAAAAAGAACAAUAGUGAUGGAAAGAAAGCAGAAGAAAGAACAGAAAGAAGAGGCUGAAAAACAUCUCCGCUUGCAAGAGCAACUGAAAUCCUUGAAGAAAGAACACUUUCUAUGGAAGUUACUGAACAUAGAAAAGGAUAUUGCCAAGAUAAAUGAGGAUCUUGAAGCUGAGAACAAAAGCCGUGAAGAUGUUAUUCAAGAACAAGAAAGUUGUGAGCGUGAAGCAAGUAAAGCGAAGAAAGAACAAGCCAAAUAUCUGAAAGAGAUUACUCAAUUUGAGAAGAAGAUCUCAGACAAAAAUAAUAAACUUGACAAGAAUCAACCAGAACUUCUGAAAUUAAAGGAGGAAAUGUCACGCAUAAAUUCAAAAAUCAAAAGCAGCCGUAAGGAGCUUGACAAAAAGAGAGAAGAAAGGAGGAAGCAUGCCUAUGAUAUUGAAAAGCUACGGAAUGACUUGCAAGAUGUGGCUAAAAGCCUGGAUGAUGUGAAUGAAAAAGUUCAAGAUGGCGGGGUAAAGCUUCAAUUAGCUGACAGUCAACUAAAGGAAUAUAACCGAAUUAAGGAGGAUGCUGGAAUGAAAACUGCAAAGCUCAGAGAUGAGAAAGAGCUUCUAGAUAGACAACAGCAUGCUGAUACUGAAGCACGAAAGAAUUUGGAAGAAAAUCUUCAAGAGCUGACAAAUAGGAAGGAAGAACUAGAUUCACAGGAGGAACAAAUGCAAACAAGACUGAAAAAUAUUCUUGAUGCAUCUGUCAAACAUAAGAAAGAUCUCACACAAGAGAAAAAGGAUCUACGUGAGAUGCAAGAUAAACUUGGGGCUUCUAGGAAAAAACAUCAAAAAUAUAAGUUGAGAAUUAGUGAAAUAGAAGACCAACUACGGGAAUUGAAGGCUGAUAGACAUGAAAAUGAGAGGGAUGCCCGGUUGUCUCAAGCGGUUGAGACACUUAAGCGCCUCUUUCCAGGAGUCCAUGGUCGAAUGACUGAACUUUGUAGACCAACACAGAAGAAGUAUAACCUUGCUGUUACUGUUGCUAUGGGUAAAUUUAUGGAUGCUGUAGUAGUUGAGGAUGAACACACUGGAAAGGAAUGCAUCAAGUAUUUAAAAGAGCAAAGGCUUCCUCCUCAGACAUUUAUACCUCUUCAGUCAGUCCGGGUAAAGCCAAUUGUGGAGAAAUUGCGCACCUUGGGUGGUACUGCCAAGCUGGUCUUUGAUGUUAUCCAAUUUGAUCCAGCCUUGGAGAAGGCUAUUCUAUUUGCUGUUGCCAAUACUUUAGUAUGCGAUGACCUUGAGGAAGCUAAGGUUCUUAGCUGGAGUGGAGAGAGGUUUAAAGUUGUAACUGUCGAUGGGAUUCUACUCACAAAAUCUGGCACAAUGACUGGUGGUACCAGUGGUGGAAUGGAAGCAAGAUCAAAACAGUGGGAUGAUAAAAAAGUUGAAGGACUUAAAAAACAAAAAGAACAGUAUGAAUCUGAGUUGGAGCAGCUUGGAUCAAUAAGAGAGAUGCAGCUAAAAGUGUCUGAAUUAUCUGGGAAAAUUAGUGGGCUUGAAAAAAAGAUUCAAUAUGCAGAGAUUGAGAAGAAAAGUAUAGAUGACAAACUUGCAAAACUGAGGCAGGAAAAGCGGAAUAUUUCAGAAGAAAUUAGCCGUAUCAAUCCUGAGCUUCGAAAGUUGAAAGAUGUUAUUGAUAAGAGGGCCACAGAAAUCAGAAAGCUGGAGAAGAGGAUCAAUGAGAUCGUUGACCGAAUUUACAAGGAUUUCAGUGAGUCUGUUGGGGUGAAAAACAUUCGUGAGUAUGAAGAAAACCAACUCAUGGCAGCACAACAGGUGGCUGAAGAAAAGCUUAGUUUGAGUAACCAGAUGGCAAAGUUGAAAUACCAGUUGGAGUAUGAGCAAAGGAGGGACAUGGACUCACGAAUUACAAAGCUGGAAUCUUCUAUCAGUUCUUUAGAAAAUGAUCUGAAACAGGUUCAGAAGAAAGAGGCUGAAGCCAAGUUAGCAAUGGAGAAAGCUACUGGUGAUGUUGAUCAAUUGAAAGAUGAAGUACAAGAGUGGAAGUCCAAGUCCGAAGAGUGUGAGAAGGAAAUCCAGAAGUGGAAGAAGCGGGCUUCUACUGCUGCAGGAAGCAUAAGCAAACUUAAUCGUCAGAUAAGUUUGAAGGAAACACAGGGUGAACAACUGAAAUUGCAGAAGCAGGAGAUCUUGGAGAAGUGUGAAGUAGAGCAUAUAAUCCUACCUACUGUCUCAGACGCAAUGGAAAUCGGAUCCUCAAUGCCAAGUCCAGUUUUUGAUUUUAGUCAGCUAAAUAGAUCUCAUCAGGUAGAUAUGAGACCUUCUGAAAGAGAGAAGGUUGAAGUGGAAUUUAAGCAAAAAAUGGAUGCCCUAAUAUCAGAAAUAGAAAGAACAGCUCCAAAUUUGAAGGCCUUGGACCAGUAUGAGGCUUUGCAAGAGAAGGAAAGACAUGUAACUGAAGAGUUUGAAGUAGCCAGAAAGGAAGAGAAGGAAAUAACUGAUAAGUACAAUUCCGUUAAGCAGAGAAGGUAUGAACUCUUUAUGGAAGCAUUUAGUCAUAUUUCUGGUAAUAUUGAUAAGAUCUACAAACAGCUAACAAAAAGCAACACACACCCAUUGGGCGGAACGGCAUAUUUGAACUUAGAAAAUGAGGAUGAUCCUUUCUUACAUGGCAUCAAGUACACUGCUAUGCCCCCAACAAAGCGCUUCCGUGAUAUGGAACAGCUGUCUGGUGGUGAGAAAACUGUUGCAGCACUUGCAUUGCUCUUCUCUAUCCAUAGUUAUAGGCCUUCUCCUUUUUUUAUAUUGGAUGAAGUCGAUGCUGCAUUGGACAAUCUGAAUGUUGCUAAGGUUGCUGGAUUCAUCCGAUCAAAAUCAUGUGAAGGAGCAAGGGGUAAUCAGGAUGGUGAGGGAGGCAGUGGUUUUCAGAGUAUCGUGAUAUCACUGAAGGAUAGCUUUUAUGACAAGGCUGAAGCUCUGGUUGGGGUUUACAGGGACUCUGAUAGGGGCUGCUCGAGAACUCUGACAUUUGACCUGACCAAUUAUAGAGAAGCAUGAACGCCUCCUCGCUGGAGGCUGGGCUUCAGGUUAAAACUAUUUGUCAUGUUAAUAGGUAGGAUGCUUGUACCCUUAACAUUGCUUUACUGUAAAUAUGAGUAGAUAAUCCUUAUAGCAGUAGGGCAGUGGAUACUGUUUCUCUUGCAAUACAAGUUAGAUUUAUUUGUAUUGAACUGAUUCUACCUCUACGAACUAAUUCUACCUCACCAUCCUCUCAAUAUGCAAUACAAUAGUGCAAUAAUCAAACUUGCAUUUUAUGCC
Vitis vinifera (wine grape) is the source of this 4081-nucleotide messenger RNA. RefSeq names its product structural maintenance of chromosomes protein 1. Gene Ontology annotation, cellular component: nucleus; cohesin complex; chromosome. NCBI's taxonomy places the organism in Eukaryota, Viridiplantae, Streptophyta, Magnoliopsida, Vitales, Vitaceae. Gene Ontology annotation, biological process: sister chromatid cohesion. The transcript has 18 exons. The record is from RefSeq and is a predicted model, not a curated record. Gene Ontology annotation, molecular function: ATP binding; protein binding; DNA binding. Bases 164 to 3820 code for a protein of 1218 amino acids.